Molecule: messenger RNA, 5403 nt
Organism: Polyodon spathula (Mississippi paddlefish)
Lineage: Eukaryota; Metazoa; Chordata; Actinopteri; Acipenseriformes; Polyodontidae
Gene: maf1a
Product: MAF1 homolog, negative regulator of RNA polymerase III a
Exons: 7
Coding region: 617-1372 (251 amino acids)
Biological process (GO): negative regulation of transcription by RNA polymerase III
Cellular component (GO): nucleus
Molecular function (GO): RNA polymerase III core binding
Source: RefSeq, a predicted model, not a curated record
AUCAAAGCCAGAGGAGGUUACAAAGACAUUCAUUUAGAGCAGACGGGGGGAAAUAAUAUUAAUAACAUCACGAUUAACAGCUACUGGGGUGUCAGGGGUUGAAGCGAGGCUAAGGGCUUUGCAAAGCCUGGGAAUUUCAAAGGGCUCCAGUGUUAAAAGCUGGGAUGUGUAAUUUCGUGUCUAAUUUCAGUUUAUUUAAUGGCAGGUAUUGGAAAUUUCACAGUAAAAAGGAAGACAUUUUUAUUAGUCAUAGAAGUUUCUUAAGCUUUCGACAGAGAUCGUUUCCGAGACCAUAAGUAAAUUAAAAAAAUAAGUUAUUCUUCUUUGAAGGCUGGGGAGCCUAGAUUUCUUUGCUGUUGAAAGAAGGGCGAUUGUUUCUGAAACGCUGUUCCGGUUUGAAAGCCCUAAACUCGGUUUGACCUUAAAUCUAUUAGGAGGCUAAAUAGAAAACAGCAGGCCCAGAAGUUGGAGCUCUGGUUAUCGAUAGGACUAGUCCGAGUAAAACACGGCGGAAGAUAGUCGCGUCUGGGCUUGUUUAUGGGAUUUCUGUUUUACCGUUGGCCUAUAGAAACAUAUUUAUGUAAACGUUGUUUUUAAAAAAUAUAUAGAUUAAAAAAUGAAACUCCUUGAAAAUUCGAGUUUCGAAGCAAUGAAUACACAGCUUACAAUUGAAACUGGAGACUGCCAGAUUAUUGGACGGAUUGAGAGUUACUCCUGCAAGAUGGCCGGUGAGGACAAGCAGAUGUUUAAGCAGUUCUGCCAGGAGGGGUUGCCACACGUACUGGAGGCUCUGUCUCCUCCACAGACCAGCGGAGUCAGCCCCAGCAAGCAUAGCCAAAGCCAGAGUGGAGACGAGGGCGAGGGGCCUCUCUCGGACCAAUGCAGCCGCAAGACGCUCUUCUACCUGAUUGCCACACUCAAUGCCUCCUUCAGACCGGACUAUGACUUCAGCAGGGCAAAGAGCCACGACUUCAGCAGAGAGCCCAGUCUCAACUGGGUUUUCAAUGCUGUCAACAGCAGCCUGUCCUCUGCGGCCGGAGAGGAGUUCAGCCGGCUCCAGCCACAGCUCUGGCAGGCCGUAGACGAUGAGAUCUGCCUCUCUGAGUGCGAUAUCUACAGCUAUAACCCUGAUCUAGAUUCUGAUCCUUACGGAGAGGAAGGAAAUCUCUGGUCCUUUAAUUACUUUUUCUACAACAAGCGACUGAAAAGGAUAGUAUUUUUCACAUGCCGUUCAGUCAGUUUGUUCAUGGCCCCGCGGGACUCUGGCCUGGGGAACGAUCUGGAUCUGGAACUGGAGGAGGGCAGCUUUGAAGAAGAGGGGAAUAUGGAUGAAGACAGGUGGGCCUUGGUGUGUGGAGCUUUGUGUGCUUGAAGCAGCUGUGGGGAGUGAUGCUCAUACCUGAGGAAUCAGAAGAGAUCUGCGUUCAAGGUUGCUUGAGCUAAAGCUCAGCAGCAUGGAUUUUAACUUGUUUCUUUUUGGGACUUGACCCUAGCAUGCAGCAAUGCAUUGUCUUACUGCAGCUUGUAAUCCAAAUGGCUGCCCCACUUACUUUUUAUUGUCCUGUUUUAAUUUGAUCAGCGGGUUUUAAAUUUGAACCAUAUGUGCACUUGCUGAAGCCACACCCAGGCGCAUUCACUCGGAGGCUCUGUUUGAAAUGUGACUGUGUUUAUAUACUGACAUUGUUUUUAGAGGACUUCCACGCCUUCCAAAUCGUGCGAUGUUCCAGUUGUUUUCUAGCUAGUUUCCGUGUGUGUUUUUUAACUGAGUGUUUUUUUUUUUUUUUUUUUUUUUUUUUACAAAUGUUAUAUGGAACCCUUUAUCUUGUUGAAUAAACAUGUUGUUGGCCCUGGAUGGGAGGGUGAAGAGCAAUACUGAUGGUCAAUCAGCAGGACUUUGCAUUGGUGCUGCAGCCCUCACCCAACCUUCUGGGCAGAAGCGUAUAGUCAUGUGUUUUAUAUUAAUGUGUAUUCAGUAGUUCAAGGUAGUACUAGCUGUCUGUUAAUGUGUGCUGCAUUUAAAAGGCAGAGCUCUGCAGGAUAAAUAUAUCCUCUGUUAAUUAAGAGAUAGGUUUACUGAUAGGGAGAUUUCGAUCAGAAUGUUAUCUGUUAAACAAGAUUCCAGUUUUGUUUAAGGACUCAUAAGGGCCUGGAUGUUGCUUUGAAUAAAGAUGCAUGUGCAUUUGUCAGUUCAGUUGUUAUCUGGCUUAUAGCUGUGUGUGUGUUCAGCAAAGUGAAAAUGUCAUUUAAUUACACCCGACUGACCACUUGGUGCCCCCAUAUCUCCAUAUCGGACUCGAGCUGGGCACCUCGGUGAUGCAUACAUGCCAGGAGGAUGUGGCGUUGUGCUUGUGAAUAAAAGUCAAGGCAGCUGCGUUUUUAGCAGGAAAUCCAACACGUACCUGUGUUCCUUUUAGCUGUCACAAUGAACACUCGUCAAUAAUCUGCAAUACCAACAAAGGAAAUGCUUUUGUGAGACAUUAAACAGUGGGGAGCCUGAUCUCAGUCCGAAAUCAGCCUUUAAUUUCUGGAACGGAAACAGAAAUUACAAUGACUAAGCUUUUUUGUGUGUGCAUUUAGAAGCAUGUGCACCCUUAAGAAUUACAGCCCAUGCUGGGGACUCCCCCAGUGCACAGCUCACUUCUGUUUUAUUUUUUGCAAUAACUCGAUUAUCAACUCGCAGAUGAUUGAUUUCAUAAAGAGAUGUUUUUAUUUUUUCUCACCAGGCUUGUUUGCAAAUGCAAGCAUUUCUAUGUACAGAGGGUGGUAUUCUCCUAUAUUCUACUGCAGUGUUUUCUGAAAUGUGUAAUGUUUCAGCAGACACACGCCCUGUCAAAUGUGGUAAUGUGUGUCUCUCAAAAGAAGGCUCAAUAAAAUGUCUGUUAAUGUUUUGACCUGUGUUUGUUUGUUGCUCUCAAGUGGGCCAGUUGUGUAUUGCAUUGAUCUGGAACUGUGAGCCCACUGCAGUGGCAUUCUGCUUCAUUAGGGUGAAUAUUCUGUCUUGCACAGAACAGUGAAGGUGCUAAGUAAGCAAAUUAUUUUGUUUCUGUGUGUGAUCUCACAAGCCAAAUGUGACAAAUAAUAUUCAUUGACUAAGUUGGGAUAAACAACCUCCAAUCUUCAAAGUGUGGAUCUGAGUUCUAGCCACCUUCCUGAUUAUUAAGUAAUUAAUGGAACAGCAAUCCAGGACCGCAGUUGCCUCAUCCUGGACUCAGUACUGAAACCUUGCUUUGUUAGUUCUGAACCUCCAGGGGGCAGUAGCUGCUUGCUCUUUUGAAAACAGUAGAAAUUAAGAAAAACACAUUCUUAGAAACUGGAAUGACCUCCUCCCCGAAACGGUCUUUAGCAGCCCAGCCCUGUGCAUACAAACAGUACCAGUACAAAUUCCCACGGUACUGCAGCUUUUAAUACAUAGCCACCAAAUACCAAGACAGUGUGUUGCAAGUGCAUUUGAGUACAAAUCUAUACAAAAACAUGCAAUGGCCAAUGUGCUGCUUAGUUCCAGAAAUAGAUUUAAAGAGACAGUUGUAGAAUCUACAUCACUGUACAUGCACCCGUUUCUUAGAAUUCACUGUAAUUAACACACAUGCUCUGCACCUGUUAGUUUUAAUGUUAAGCCCAGGGCAGAGCCCUUGUGAUUGUGUAAGAAGCCAUGUGGCGUUGACUCUUAAAACACGUGGGGGUUGGGUCACUUUCCGAACUCCUCCUCUGGUCCGCACCUCACUCUCAAGCCGGUAUUGAGCAAGCACACGCCUGUAUUUAUUAGCUCUUUGGCAAACUUGUUUCCUGUCCAUUGGCUCCCACUGAGAAUGGUCUGUUUGAGAUUUGCACUCAUGCAGUGAAUGUCAGCUUAAAUUUCCUUUGCCAACAACAACCCCAUUGUAAUGCUGCUCUGGAGUAGAGCAGAGCUCCACUAAAGUACAUGCUUGGCUUCUGGGAGGAGUUUCUGAGGAAGUGGCAGUACAGUCUGCAUGUCAUAAAAUGCACAAGUGGAAAGAGGCAUGAUCUUUAUUCAAACCCCAAAUGCUUGAGAGGUUUCUGUGAAAUUAUAAUUUUAGAAAAUAUGGUCUGUCUGGCAAAACAGUCACGAUUAUUCUGUAGAACGGCAGCUUCCAGUUAUUGCCAAGAUCACUGCAAUAUAUAUAUAAAUAAAAAACCACAAAGAGACAACUCAAGUUACAACUGUUUUAAUUAUUGGCAUCAACAAAAAUAUUCACUUUGCAUAUGAACAACAUAAAACUAGUAGUGUGUGCAUUCAUUCAUUUUCAAAAUUACAAAAAAAAAAAAAAAAAAAUGUAUUUACAAAUUCACAAAACGUGUUUUGUGUAGCACAGACACCAUUGCUGUACAGAAAGCACGAGAGCGUGCAGCUGCAUCAGCGCCGUGCCCCUCGCUGCUCUCAAGUGUGUUCAAAUCAACAAGAUCUGUAAUGCCAGUUUGCUGCCCUUGUAUGGGGAUGUGUGUGGAUAUAAAUAAACAACUGCCCUCCAUCCACAGUCUCAGCCUCCACCUGCACAGUUCAGAGGACACUUUGAAAAUACAAAGGUUCUAGCUUAAAAACCUAAACACCUAUCCAUUACCUUACUACCAAACAAAAUGUUAAUCUUAAAAAAUGGGCUGUUUAUUUUUUUUAAUUAGGACAACCAAAAAAACAAAACAUACCCGGUUUACAAGACUAAUAAUAAUAAUAAUAAAAAAUUAAAGGAUUUGCAUCAAGGGUCCAGAAUUGUGGAAAGGCUCUUUGGUUAAAAACACACACACACCACACCUCCUGAAAUUGAGCAGUUCCCCAGUAAAUGGGAAGCAGAGUGCAGGACUAGCACAGUGCUGGUAGUAUACACGAUCUUCACCAGUCUGAAAGCAAGGCACUUCCACUUGCUGGACCCAAGUUUACAUAGCAAACGUUUGUAAACAACAACGCUAAAAAAAGCACAAUCCCUGUUGUGCGUCAAGUAUAUCAGGAUUCGAUCUGAUUCCAAGGUAUCUGACCUUAGUAAUGCUACACCUAUAACCGGUCUCCUUCCAAGGACAUCUCCGAAUCGUGUGGAUUUCAGUGCAACAAAGACACCACUGAGUGGCUUUUGCAUAGGAAAAAGCUGCUGAGUUUCAAAACAUCAUUCUCAUGAGGGGUGGAAGAGGUGGGGGUCUGCCUGCCAAAUAUAUUCCUUAAUGGAACAGACCUAUUCCCCUGUGGCACUGAUUUGAAAGCACAGCCAGCAGAAGGAAUCUAUAUUGGCUGGCACAAGAACUACAUGAUAAAUGAUCGUUAUCUAUAGAUAGAACAGAACAAAAAAGCAGGACAGGAUUUCACAGACACAGACACCAUUUUCUUUUUUCAAUGAAGUGGAAGCGGAAACUAAAUCAAUAGUGGAAACUGUGUUUAGACACAGGAUGCUGGCUUUUUUU